Owenia fusiformis is the source of this 2418-nucleotide messenger RNA. Lineage: Eukaryota; Metazoa; Annelida; Polychaeta; Sabellida; Oweniidae. The record is from the annotation of a GenBank genome assembly.
GUUAUCUCAACGAGCUGAACUGUACAUUUCGUGGGAUUGAUCAAUGUUUGUAUAUUAGAUGUAAUGCGACAGAAAGCACAUUAUCUGGUAAAGCUAUAGGCCAGAAAACAAUUAUUGUCUCUGGUUUAAAGAGGGUUGACAGAAUUGAGUUUUUGUGAAGGGUACUUGCGUGAGGAACUGAUCAAUAUGUAGCAAUGCAGAGCAUCGCGUGACAUUGCAACAUCAUUGUGCUAACGAAGCAAAAUACAAUACAAUUCCGAACACACCGAAUGACGAUUGUUUUUGCUAUAAAAGAGAAAAUAUGUACUGUUUUUGACGGAUAUAGAUUUCUAAUUCAGUCCUUUCAUCGAAUUAUCAAAGCGGUAUAGUAAUAAUACAUAGGAUCUUUGAGAUCAACCGUAAUAGGAUUACUCUCAUAGAUUUGAGACUAAGCAUAGAUAAAGGAUGUUUCCCGGAUGUAGUGUCAAGACUCCCGGGGACAACAGCAUGACGAACGCUGUUCAAGCCUGAAGGAGAACUAGAUGUAACUGAGGUCCCCGGUGGUGCAAGCGUCUCGAUAAAAACAGAUAGGAUAUUAUCGAAAAUAUGGUCUUAACAGCAUGGGAAAUAGUAGCCAUCUGUCUUGCGUUCUGUACAGUCCUUGUCGCCAUGUCGAUUGUCGGCUGCAGAGUCAUGGGCGUCUGGAAUGUCAAUAUCCCUAGCAUCUGGAAGGCCAAAUUGUUUGAUCGCGGAGAAGAGUCCCAUGUGCUUACCAAGCAUGAAAAACCCGUUGGAUACAUGGUCAUGGCGGACUCCGACCAAGAUUUCCUAAUCAAUAAAUCAGGAGAAUACGUUCGAUACGAUACGAUUCAAAGAGACAAGCAUUACAUGGCGAUGACCGGAUCUGACGACAUCCCACGUGACCCUGCUCAAAGUGUAAACGAACCUCCAAAAUAUAAUAUUAGUAGUCCAGUUGACCCUAGCCCAGUUGAGCCAUUGCCUGAUGACCAACCUAGUCCCGGAUCAAUAUCUGGUAGCUCGUUGGAAUACGAACCUACAAGUAAUCUACAGAGGGCGGUAUCAUGCGAGAGUGUAGCAUCUGAUUCUUCUGUGAUGGAAUUACAACCAGAACUUCCAAAGAUAGGACAGCUUGAAUUUGGUCUUGAAUAUGACAGGGAGUCGCUAGAAAUCAUUGUCAGUAUCAUUCAGGCUAAAGACCUGACACCAAAUGAGUUCACUGGAACUAUCGACACUUAUGUGAAGGUCUACAUAUCACCCGAGCUAUCAGAGGCAAAGUUUACCACAAAGGUUCAAAAAGGAACAACAAAUCCUGAAUAUAUUGAGAGAUUUAAGACAGAACUUGAUCCUAUAGACCUGAACAAAACUAAUAUACAGUUCCAUCUAUAUUCUAUGGACAAAUAUGCCAGGCAUAAAGUUGUCGGUGAAGUUGAUAUGUGCCUAGGCGAUGUUGACCUCGUACACCCAGUACGCAUGUGGAUGAAUCUGAGAGGGGUAGAUGAGAAACCUGCUGACUUCGGGGGAAUUAUGUUUUCCCUCAGCUACUUGCCGACAGCAGAACGACUUACAGUGGUCGUUGUGAAAGCCAGGGGAUUAAAAUAUACAGACGAAAGGACGCUGGGAGACUGUUUUGUGAAAGUUUAUCUUCUCCAAAAGAAUAAGAAAAUAAGCAAGAAGAAAACAAAUCUGAAAUGUGGGGACAAGAUGCCAAUAUUCAACGAAGCCAUGAUCUUUUCAGUUCCGUCUCCAACGUUGAAGAAUGUACAAAUUCGUUUAUCUGUGGUAGAAAAAUCAUCCGAUGGGAGACUGACGUCUCUUGGUCACGUGAUUGUUGGUGCUCAUUGUUUUGGUAGCGCGUUGUCCCAUUGGAACCAAAUGAUUCAGUCAUUACGCAAACCUGUGUCCAUGUGGCACGAUCUGAGGCGACAGGGCCAGCGACAAACACACUGCGACUAAUAUUAGUAUACACAUGCCUGUCAGAGAACUACAGUUACGGUGAUUUAUGAUAUCGAAGUCACAGCAACGGACUGUAACUCGCUUAACUGUCACCAAGAGAAGGGAACACAUUCGUUUUGUUCGAAUUUCCGCCGUCUAUCGAAAGGACACUGUUUUUAACAUUUGCAAUUUGUCAAUUUUCUCAAUAGACGGGUUGGAAUUGUAGUCCUUUGGCUGUGGCUUCAAUAUCAUAUAUCACCUUGGCAUUUAUCGAGUUUUAUCAAAUCUUUCGUGAGAUUUGUCUGGUGAACAUUUGAAGUCGCAGAAUGACAAUGACACGUGAACUGCGAAUACUAAAGAAAUACGUAAUUACCAGGAUUUAUAUAGCAGAAUGGCUAAAUAAAAUGUGACAUGAAGUGGGAAGAUGUAUAUUAUUUCAAACAGAGAUUGUUCCCAAGAUUGCAGCCCGGAUUAUAAUCUAGCUAC